UGUGUGUAUCCCUCAAUGACUGUCUGUUCUUCUGCUUACCGCUACAGUGUGGAACAUGGUGGAGAGAACAGAAUGAAACCUGGGCUUAGAAAAUAUGUCUGUGAUCUCACACUGGACCUAAAAACAGUAAACAGACACCUCUCUUUGUCUGAGGAGAACAGAAAGGUGACAUGGAGGAGAGAGGAGCAGCUGUAUCCUGAUCACCCAGAGAGAUUUGAGGACUGUGGAGAGGUGCUGUGUAGAGAGGGUCUGACUGGGCUCUGUUACUGGGAGGUAGAGUGGAGUGGGAGAAGGGCUGUUAUAGGAGUGACAUAUAAAGGAAUCAACAGGAGAGGAAGGGAUAAGGACUGUUGUCUUGGACACAAUGACAAGUCCUGGAGUCUGUUCUGCUCUGACAACAGUUACUAUGCCUGUCACAAUAAUAAUCACAUUACCAUAGACGUCCCCUCCUCCAGCUCCCACAGAGUAGGAGUGUAUCUGGACUGGCCAGCCGGCACUCUGUCCUUCUAUAGAGUCUCCUCUGACACACUGUCCCACCUGAUCACAUUCACAUCCACAUUCACUGAGCCCCUCUAUCCAGGGUUUGGGGUUUGGGGUGAUGACUCCUCAGUGUCCCUGUAAAUACACACACACAUACACUGGACACACAGACAUACACUGGACACACACACACACACACACACACACACACACACACACACACUGGACACACACACACACUGGACACACACACACACACACUGGACACACACACACACUGGACACACAGACAUACACUGGACACACACACACACACAUUGGACACACACUGACACACACACACUGACACACACACAUUGGACACACACACACACUGACACACACACAAACACACACUGACAUACUGUUAGGAAAUUCUGAUUAAUAUGACUGAACAAAUCAUUUUAAAUGGAACUGUAAGUAAACUUAUACUCUGAUAUAUUAUAUCUGAUUAACAAUAUGAGUUCAUAAGAAGGGAUUGUGAGACACAGACAAGGAGUAAUUAAAGUUAAUGAACACCAUUCCAACUAGGCAGAAACAAAUGGGUUUGAAAACAGAUAAGGUAGUUAGCCUAUGGUUGACCCAACUGAAACUUAGCUCUUGGGUUUUUAGAUAAGGCAGUGAGUGCAUUCCUAGUUUUUCUGUUAAUUAAAACUGUCAGUUCAGUGGUGAUCGAUAAUGUUGAGGGGUCAAAAGUUAUCUGGGAGUGUGGUAGUAAGUUAGAAUGAACUUUUCACCUUACUUUGUCCCGGUCGAGAGGAGGGGAUUCGGUUAAGGCAGUGAAAUGACGUCAUGAUCUGUAUAUAAACUGAUGCAUGUGUUUAAGUGGUAGCGCGCUCCGAGAAUAAAUUAUAUUACCUAUUAUUGAAAGACUGGUCUGAGUCUAUUUUAUGCAAACAAGAAAUCUUAGAAAUUCUCAUAAAAUAGAUUAAGGGCUUUCAAUUGAAGAAAGCACAUUGGCAUAAUUAAAUUAUAGUAACAAUUGGUCCUUCGAGUGGAUUCCACAAACUUCUCUGUCGUCCGAAGGGAAAAGCCGAAAACCGUGCACGGACGAGGCUGGACUCGUUAUUUAAAGUCCUGGCCUCCAGCAGAGGUUUAAUAAUAACAGGCCAGUAUAUAUAUCUUAGGUCAACAGAGAAGGUGACGGAAUCGAACCGGCAUUACUUUUCCCAGUCUACAGGACGAAGGUAAAUAGUCUUUAUUCUCGAAUUUGGGAGCAAUUAUUUAAGAUAUUUUUGAUUGAAGGUGCUGAAGGAGUUUGGAUUUAAUCAAUGAUAUUUUGAACAAAUACAAUGGGUUUCUACUUUGUGUGUAACCAAAAUCGAUAGGAAGGAAACGAGUCUGAAAUGACCCGUGGUAAGGUGCACUACCGAAAGUAAACUAGGACUUAAUCAUUCUUGGCCUUGCAAACCAAAAUAUUUUUUAAGGGUGGGAUAUAGUAAGUAUUGUUAGAUGGGAUGGUCAUUCUGUACAAAUAGGGUGGCCAUUAAUUCAAUAAACAUACCUAAACAAA
This is a messenger RNA of Oncorhynchus kisutch (coho salmon), 2032 nucleotides long. RefSeq names its product stonustoxin subunit beta-like. The record is from RefSeq and is a predicted model, not a curated record. Lineage: Eukaryota; Metazoa; Chordata; Actinopteri; Salmoniformes; Salmonidae. Gene Ontology annotation, molecular function: protein binding. The transcript is spliced from 2 exons. The coding region runs from base 16 to 621 and encodes 201 amino acids.